AAAGUCCAUGGGAGCCGGAGCGCUGGGACGCCGGAGCACUUCCUGCCGCGGGCGGCGCGCCGCAGCUGCCCAGGCCGGACCGGGCCGGGCGCCCGCAGAUGUGCCCCAUUCGGGCUGCCCCGCGUUGAGAGUCUGAGGCCCCCCCCCUCCAGAGCCCGCCAUGUCUCAGACGCUGCACAUCGAGAUUCCCAACUUCGGGAACACUGUGCUCGGCUGCCUUAAUGAGCAGCGGUUGCUGGGCCUCUACUGUGAUGUGUCCAUCGUGGUCAAGGGCCAGGCCUUCAAGGCCCACCGGGCUGUCCUGGCCGCCAGCAGCCUAUACUUCCGAGACCUGUUCAGUGGCAACAGCAAGAGCGCCUUCGAGCUGCCCGGAUCUGUGCCGCCUGCCUGCUUCCAGCAGAUCCUGUCCUUCUGCUACACGGGCAGGCUGACCAUGACGGCCAGCGAGCAGCUCGUGGUCAUGUACACAGCCGGCUUCCUGCAGAUCCAGCACAUCAUCGAGCGUGGCACCGACCUCAUGUUCAAGGUGAGCUCGCCCCACUGCGACUCACAGACCGCCGUGAUUGAGGAAACCAGCUCUGCGCCCCAGAGCCCCUGCAACCAGCUGCAGCCCACUGCUGCCACCCCCUAUGCGGCGUCCCCAUCCAUGCCCCUCCCGCUGCUGGCCCGUGUCAAGCAUGAAGCUGUGGAGCUGCCACCGGCUGCUGGCCUGGGCUUAGCCCCCAAGCGCCCGCUGGAGACGGGCCCUCGGGACGGUGUGGCCACUGGGGCCGCGGUGGCGGCAGGUGUGGCCCCUCUCAAACUGCCUCGUGUCUCCUACUAUGGGGUACCUGGCCUGGCCACCCUCAUCCCUGGCAUGCAGCAGGCUCCCUACCCCCAGGGGGAGCGGGCCAGCCCGGGGGCCAGCAGCCUGCCUGCCACCGACAGCCCCACCUCGUACCACAACGAGGAGGACGAGGAGGACGAUGAAGCGUAUGACACCAUGGUGGAGGAGCAGUAUGGCCAGGUGUACAUCAAGGCCUCAGGCAGCUACGCAGUGCAAGAGAAACCGGAGCCGGUGCCGCUGGAGAGCCGUUCCUGCGUCCUUAUCCGCCGCGACCUGGUGGCCCUGCCUGCCAGCCUCAUCAGCCAGAUCGGAUACCGCUGCCACCCCAAGCUCUACUCGGAGGGGGACCCUGGUGAGAAGCUGGAGCUGGUGGCAGGCUCUGGUGUCUACAUCACACGUGGACAGCUGAUGAACUGUCACCUCUGUGCAGGGGUGAAGCACAAGGUCCUACUUCGGAGACUCCUGGCUACCUUCUUUGACAGGAACACACUUGCCAACAGCUGCGGCACCGGCAUCCGAUCAUCCACCAGCGACCCCAGCCGCAAGCCACUGGACAGCCGAGUCCUGAACGCUGUGAAAUUAUACUGUCAGAACUUCGCCCCCAGCUUCAAGGAGAGUGAGAUGAACGUGAUUGCUGCAGACAUGUGUACCAACGCCCGCCGGGUCCGCAAGCGCUGGCUGCCCAAGAUCAAGUCGAUGCUGCCGGAAGGCGUGGAGAUGUACCGCACAGUCAUGGGGGCCUCAGCUGCCAGUGUGCCCCUCGACGCCGAGUUCCCACCCACUGCAGCACAGGUGUUCGAGCAACGGAUCUAUGCUGAGCGGCGCAGCGACGCCGCCACCAUCGUGGCGCUGAGAACUGACGCCAUGAAUGUCGACCUGAGUGCCACCAACCCUGCCUUCGAGGCUGGAGAGGAGGUAGAUGGGGCCGGCUCAGUCAUCCAGGAGGUAGCAGCCCCUGAGCCGCUGCCCGCUGAUGGCCAGAGCCCCCACCAGCCCUUUGAGCAGGGCAGCACCAGCUCCAGCAGGCCCCAGACACCCGUGGCCACAGCCAGGAGGCCUGAGGGCACCUACGCGGGGACUUUGUAAGGGACCAGCGCCUCCUGAGGGACAGAGCACCAGAGCUGCUUGCAUGCAUUACUAAUACAGCAAUGUGAUCGAGCCACUUACCUACUGAACUGCUACUGUUGCCUGAGAAAAAUGUGAUUUUUAUUCUGCUUGUAUUUAAAAUCGAUGAAGGAAACAAAUGCAUUCAUUAUACUGUAAACAGUUAGGCCUUGGGGACCUCACUGCAAGAAAGGUCCCAGGGUUCCCUUUUGAUAUUCAGGAGGUUAAUCUCCAAGUUGUAGCUUCCCCCUCCUUGGGGAGGGGGCAAGAGGCCACCAGGCCCCUGGUGCCCACCCCGCCCCUCCCUCACCUACCCCAGAAGCCAGAGCUGGGGCCAGCGGUGGCCAUAGGCUGGGGAGUGCGUUCUGUGACACCCCGCUCCUUGCCUGUGGGCCCUCUUUGGGGGAUGGGUGAGGCUGGGUCCCCAGGGACUCAAACUCCUUGAUUUUCCCUCUCCUUGAGAGUCGGGGGCCAAGCCCGCAGAGCUCCCCUCCUGUGUGGGGCUCAUGUGCAGGGAGCCGUGGUGGGGCUGCGGCUAUGGCCACUCACUCUCAGGGCAGACAGUGUGCACCGACAGCCCCCCAUGCACUGUUCUUGCUCUGCUGGACCCCUCUCAGCUCUGCGGCCUCUCAGCCACUGGCCCCCCACCAUGGAAGUGUGCAGCUGACAUGGCCCACCACCCGCCGCCUCCUUAGCCACCGCGGGGUUAUGCUUCUCUGUCUUUCUGUUCUUGUAAUUUAGACCUCUUUCAUAUAUGGUUUAGAAACUGUCAGACCCAAUAGAGCAAAAAAUUGCAGAGGGUUGGGUGUCCCUGUGCCCAGCCCACUGUGGCUGGGGGUGGUCAUUUCCGGCAGUCUGGGUGCCUGCCUGGGUCAGGGUUCACUCAUCUCCCAAUGGGAGCAGAGGGGGUCCUGGGGAAGUGCAGCCAGGACAUGUGGGGCUAGCUGGGAACAGGCUGCCAGGGCUAGCCAGAGUGCAAGCAGGCCCCCAUGCCAUGUGCCUCUGAGGGUGCCUGGCCCUCAGGUGGGUGGCAGGUACAGGCCUAAGACGGUGUGGUCUGCAGGUGUGGACGCUGGAAGGGGACCAGGGCUUCAGGGAUGCACGGGGCGGGGAGAGGGGUCAGUGCAGCAGGGCCUAUGGAGGACGAGCCUGCUGAGGCCAGAGCACUCACUUUGAAGCUUGAUUGUUUCCUAAGUGGUGAGGGUCGCACGGUAGUGGGACAUGCUGGUGUAGCCAUUUGCCUAGGUGCCUUUGUCCUCCUGCCUUUAGUGACACAGGCAGCUCUCCAGGUGUGGCCAGAGGACCCCCUCACCCAGCAGCAGGUCUGCUGCUCCCUUCUGCCCAUCUGCCCGCCUGGCACUUGACCCCCUACUUUGUGAGUGGGACAAGGGUGGCUGUGGCCCAUUCCCCUCCCUGUGCACAAGGUGGAUAGGUGAGGCUGAGCGUACCCCCCAAGACCUGUGGAGCCCCAUAGUGGGAGGCCCUGUGCUGUGCCCUGGUGUGGGAACAGCUUUCCCAGUGGGCUCCUCACCCCUGCUGAUGCUGCCCUCCCUGUGUGGAGAGGCCUAGGGGGUCCUCUGUGGGGGCCUCCUCCUGAGUCUGUACUCAGCCUCCUGGGCCUCCCACCAGGCCAAGCAUGUGCCUGCCCUCCAGAGAGAUGUGGUGCCUUUACAAAGGGGGGACCAUGGGCAGGCACUGUGUGGGCAGCCUCAGCCCCCACCUGUCCCUUGGGGCCUGUGCUCCUGGGGCAAAGGGCCCAGAGGUGGGCCUCUCCCUGCUUCUUCCUCCCCUGUCAUGGGCCCAGGUGGGGAUGGGGCCCACUGGGGACCAGGACCAAACCUUCCUAGGCACUGGGAGGAGGUCAUGGAGUAGGGAGGAGUUGGUAGAUGAGAGCUGGGGCUGCACCCUGGUCCCCUCUGGAGUUUCCCUUCAUUGCUGCCCCCACCCAAAUUUGCACUUCAAUUUGAGCAUCACUGGGGACCUGUGGGAGACGGGCCUGCCUGUUCUGGCUGUUGACACGAGGGUCGUCUCUCCGCCUCCAUGCAAAGUGGGCACCCCCACUAGAGGGUGCAGCCAGCCCCUGCGGGAGGCAGUGGCUGCACAGAGGAUGCCUGACCGCCACUCAGGCUAGCACAAUGUCCCGUGACCUCUGUUCCUUAAUUGUUUAUAAUCGCCGUCUGUUUUGUUGUUCUGGGUAAGGAAGGCAAGAGCUAUAGGUAAGACUUAAUAAUAAUAAUUUAAUGUGAAUGGGUCCUGAGCUCUCCCUGUGCCCCAGGUGGGCCAGGCUGAGCGUUUUGCACUAAUGUAUCCCGCGGUGGCAGCUGUGGGUCAGGAGUGAGCGUUUGCGGCUGACGAUUGUACCUGCUGGGGUGCUCCCUCCGUACCCCGGAUGCCCCGCGGGGCAGUGGUGGGCCUGGGCUCGGGGGGCCUUCCAGAGUGCCUUAGCAUCUUUUGAUCAUUUUUCCCAAGGAAAAUCAAUUAAGACAACCAGACCCUCCCUCCUCCUCUGUUUACAAGAUGAAUAAUUCCAGAAUCCGGGGCUGUCCUGUCCUGCAAGCCUGACCCUGACUCCUCCAGACCCUGUAGGCAAGAGAGCACCCGUCAGUAUUUCUGCAUCUGCACCACUGCCCCUAGGCCUGACCAUUAGCAAUACGCAUACACUACACAGUCUCUCAGAGCUGAGUUCUAUCUGCACCUUUUCGAGGAGGACAGGGGGACUAGACCACAUUGGAGCUGCAGGGGUGAUGAGUGGCCGGCCUGGGAUCCAGACCCCACCCCACCCUCUCCAGCUCUGCCCUUGGCUGCCCUCCCUGAGGAAACAGGCCACAGAGGCAGCUGGCAGAGAGCAAAGGUCCACAGAAGCACUGGGAGUUGGGACAGAUACUGUGAGCCUGGCGGGCCCGACCGGCCGGCGUCCUCGGCACUUGAAUUCUGUCUGUGUUCCGCACUACGUCUGCGCCAGAGCUGUCCUUGCUUCAGUCUGUGUUUGGUUUUGUUGUCUUUGCCCUGAAUGUGGAUGGAGCUGUGAAUGACAGGCAAGCAGACCCUGCCCAGGUGUCAUGAUGUUGGGGACUGCAGGGGGCUGUCUUAUUUCUCCAUGAAAACUCAUUCUUUGGUGUUUGUGUUUAGAGCUGGAAGAAAGUAGAGGUGGGUGGUGGAGACUGAGGGUUGGCCCACAGGGCUGGUCCCCUCUGAGGGGACAAGGGGACUCUGGCGUGUCUGGCCCUAACCUGUCCGCAUUCAAUAGCCCUCACUUGGGCACAGGCCCAGUGUGCCCCCCCCCCCAGUCAUUUCCUGCUUGGGUUCCCCUCAGAUGAGUUAUUUUUAUGGAAACGUCUUUGCUGCAAGUGGGAAUGGCCUAUGGCCCAUUAACCAACUGAAAACUCGGAGAAAAGCUCUGUUUGCCUCUGCAGUAAAUCCUGAACGCAGAACUGGGAGUUCAUAGCUGUCUUCGGCUUUAACUACUGUUUCAGAAUGUUGCUGCUGCAUAAAUUUGUCAUUAUGUCAGCCAGCCGGCUGUGUGCGUGUGAGUGUGUAUGUGUGUGUGUGUGAGAGAGAGAGAGACCUCCCUGGAGCACUUAGGGCUUGGUACAAGAUGUUCCUAAAAUGACAGAGGUUUUUGUUUGUUUGUUUGUUUGUUUUGUUUGUUUUGUUUGUGGGGGGGAAGGAGAAUUAUGCAGAAUCUAAAGCAUUCAGAGUGGACAACCUGCUUCUAUCCUGAUCAGUCGCUUCCAUUGUCAGCAUUUUGCACAUGAUUGUGAUUUUUAUGUCAAAAGAAGCCAAAACUUGCAAUACUAUUUUUAGCAGACAAAAAAAAAAAACCUAAGUAUAAAAUGUAUAAAUAUUUUUGACUUGAACAUUUGGAUGCACUGGGUGCAAACAGAACAUUCAUCCUUUGGACGGAAUGUUUGGGAAGAAGAGACUUUACAGAGGAGACGGUUUGAGAGAGUCUGUUAGGGGUUAAAGUAGUACUGUAACUCACGACUGUUAAAAAUAAGUAAAAUAAACUGUCCCUGUGCUCUAAAGCAAGGUUUCACAGCACCACUGAGUUAGAUUUCAGCCACAGAAGAUGCGAGCUUUUUUUGUUGGUUUUUUUCCAGGGCGGAAGCCUUAGUCUCUGUCCUCCCGCACCCUCACUCCUUCGAGCUGUUACUCGGUAGCUUCCAGACUGUUACUUUUUAGCCAUGGCUGACACUGUAUCAAUAGCUAAAACAGAAACAUCUGCGCGACCAGGGAAACCGAGGGCUUCCAGCGUGCUCAGAGCCGCGUCACAGAGUGGGACUCUAUCACACAGGAUGUGACAUUAAUUGUAAAGCGCUUUGUAAAAUUCACAUUUACAAAAUAAUAAAGUCAGUUCAAACCUAA
Messenger RNA from Otolemur garnettii (small-eared galago), 6295 nucleotides. RefSeq names its product NACC family member 2 (gene NACC2). Gene Ontology annotation, biological process: regulation of transcription by RNA polymerase II. NCBI's taxonomy places the organism in Eukaryota, Metazoa, Chordata, Mammalia, Primates, Galagidae. Bases 161 to 1912 code for a protein of 583 amino acids. Gene Ontology annotation, molecular function: protein binding; RNA polymerase II cis-regulatory region sequence-specific DNA binding; DNA-binding transcription factor activity, RNA polymerase II-specific. The record is from RefSeq and is a predicted model, not a curated record. The transcript has 6 exons.